Molecule: messenger RNA, 1005 nt
Organism: Coccomyxa subellipsoidea C-169
Lineage: Eukaryota; Viridiplantae; Chlorophyta; Trebouxiophyceae; Coccomyxaceae
Exons: 7
Coding region: 1-1005 (334 amino acids)
Source: RefSeq, a predicted model, not a curated record
AUGGCCGGCAGGAGCCAGAAUCAAUGCCGCCUCACCUCGCAGCUAGCUUGGACCGAUCACAGGGCCACAGGCGUCGCCCUGUCUUCGGCCCCAGAUCGGAGCCAGGGAGCCAGCACCAGCGCAGCAGAGGUUUCUGAUACAGGCGACAAGGCCGAGGGUGUUCUGCAGCUCGGCGCAAGUGGGGCUCGAAUACCACUGUACGGCAGGGAUGUUGAGACCAUACUGCAGGCUGUGAACCUAGACAGGCGACGCCUGGAUGGCUACUUGGAAGAAGUGGCAGAUGCAGAGGAUGACAUGCUGGAGAUCACCUAUGAUCAGCUGCCCAAAGGCUACAUGAACCGCGAGUUUGAUUGGAGCGGCCAGACCAACUAUGCUGGCAUGCAUCGCAAGGCAAGCAGACCCCAUGAGCAGAUUAUAAGUAACAUGCAUUGGUGCUUGCUUGUUGAAAAGGUGCAAGAGCAGCGCAUGCGAUGGCAUUCUUGCAGAAUAAGCGGCAGCACGGACAAAAUUGAGAUGACUCUGGAUGGGGAGCUGGUGUCUGUGCUGCCACUGUGGGUUGCUGUGUUCCAGGAGGAUGAUGGUGGCCUCGCAAGGCUGCACGAGAGCACCAUCCCCCUCAGCCCAGACCUGGUGAACGAGCUGGAGUCCAAGCUGCAGCCCUUUUGCGCCGUUGCUGGGCUGCGCUUCGAUGGAUGUGAUCAGCGCAGCGGGCCCUGGCGCAACUACUAUGUGGGCGUUAUAGGCGAUGUUGACUCGGAUGAGGACGAUGUGCUCUGGCCCAACCAGGCGAUUCACGGCAAUCGCACCAUUUACAACGUGCGUAACGGCUGGGACAUUGCACGCUUCCUGGCUGACGCUGUCAAGGAGGACGUGGAAGGCCAUCUGGGGAAUCUCAAGAGAUUGCAGGAAGAGCGGCAGUACAAAACGGGGUGGGCCUACCACAUGCUGCGCUCCCGCUGGGGAGAGCCUGCGCUGCGGAACUUUGACAUCCGCGUUGACACAUAA